Cooperia oncophora is the source of this 1311-nucleotide messenger RNA. Lineage: Eukaryota; Metazoa; Nematoda; Chromadorea; Rhabditida; Trichostrongylidae. The record is from the annotation of a GenBank genome assembly.
AUGGUGACAAGUCGUGAUUUCAUCAUGCAUUUUUCUCACGAGUUGUGUGAACUAUGUGUGAAUGACAUCCAUGAUGAUAUGACGCGGCUCUCGCUCAAAGGGCGACUCAGCGGAAAUUCUAUCCGUAUUCUCUCCUUUCAUAUCAUACGAUACGAUAGCGAACAACGCGGUCAGGCAACUGCUGAUCUCGCUUUCAAACCGGAUCCACAACCAUUGAUGGAAGACGAGGGAAACUCUGUGAGACGUCGAGUGGUCAUACGUGAGGACGAUGACGAUGGGCUCCGCCUUCAUCCAAAAGAUAGAGUCGCUGAUGCUGGAUGCUGCACUACUGAAGGAGAGACCGAAGAUGAUAGCAAAAAAUGUCGAACUGUUCGACGACGUACCAGGAAGGAACUGGAGCGGAUACAUUUCCAAAUGGUGAAUGAUCGUGUUGUGGAGGAUAUAACACUGGAUAUUUUAACUGACCGAGGGACCGAUUCGAACGUAUACGAUGGAUGUCUUGGCACACUUGCCCUUUUCCUUGUCGUCAGUGCUCUCGCAUUCCCCAAUGGGCCGUUUAUCCGACCACACCCUGUUUUGUGGAGAAUUAUUUUCGGCAUGUCAGUAAUAUAUUUGAUGAUACUCCAGUUUACUCUAUUUCAAACCUAUGCCGACAUUAAAAAGGUACUCUCAUGGCUGGAUCCUGAUGGUUUGAGUAAGGAGUCUCUCGAAGAAAAGGCUUAUGCCGUGAACUGCUCUGAUGUAAGUCUGGAACGAAUCUGGAGUCACAUCGAUGUAUUUGCUGUGGGACACUUCCUUGGUUGGGCUAUGAAAGCAUUGCUCAUACGACACGGAAUACUGUGCUGGUAUAUAAGUAUCGCGUGGGAACUCACUGAGGUCGUAUUUACGAAGCUCUUACCUAAUUUUGAAGAAUGUUGGUGGGAUGCUAUAAUUCUGGAUGUACUACUCUGUAAUGGGCUUGGUAUUUGGUUUGGAUUAAAAGUUUGCAGUUUCUUCCGAAUGCGGCAGUUUCACUGGGAGAGUAUCAAGGACAUUAAGUCACAUCGUGGACGCUUCAAACGUGCUGUGAUGCAGUUCACCCCGGAAAGUUGGACGGAACUGGACUGGUUCAACUCGACUGCUCUAAGAAGAACUAUGGCUGUAUAUGUGUCUGCUGAUUUGGCUGGUCUGCUCACUGAAUUGAAUACGUUUUUCCUGAAACAUGUAUUCGCUGUGGACACAAAACAUGCUGUCGUAUUUUGGCGGAUAAUUCUCAUCGCACUCAUUUCUGCGCCCUCAAUAAGGUUAGCAUUGCAAUUUGAAUUGUGUUGA